AUGGCUGAAAAGAAGAAGGGACGCAAGCGGUCCAAGAUCAAGCGUUGGCUGAGAAGCUGGGUCUUCACUCCGCUGGGCAACGUGAAGAUCAAGCUGAUCAACAAGGUAGAGCGGAAGCGUCGAAGCAUUCCGGACUGGGAUUUCAAACGGAUCGUUUCUGGGGCUCUCACUGAUCGAUAUCCGUGUCGCUUCUUUCGGGGCCGCAAUGAUCGCCAGGCAUCGAGCCCAGGAAAGAGCGUUUCGCCCGAGACGGAUUAUCCCCAUAAUCCCGGUGGAAGUUGGCGAGGGGAUGAACAUUGUGUGCUGAGGAUCAUGAAUCCGGACAUGUCUGUUUCGAGUAGUGAAGAUGGGAAGUCUGGGGAAUUAGGCCCUAUUUCUGUAUUUCAAGUUGAUAGGAAUGUGUACGAACUCUCUGCACUUGAGGCAAUGAGUCCAGACUUACCUGCUGAGUUAAGUGGUGAAGAAAAGCAACGUGGGCAGUCGCAUUCCGUUUUGGCCGAGUCCGAUGUUGGGAUGGUCAAUCUUUCGGUUGAAGAGCUGGCUCCUCUACUCCCUGCUUUGUAUUUCAUACAUCAACCCGAUCCACCGUUAUGCUGUCUUAUCACAGCAGCUCUUCGAGACUGCAGUUCACCAGUUCUUUUCGAGAACGGUAUCUGCUCCUAUGCACACUCCUCACACGGUAUUGAACCAGUGAUUCAACAUAUACCCUCAUCAGAUAUGCCACGAUCAUCCAUCAAAAGGGCCCAGCCCCGAAUGACCGCCACGGAAUUCCUCAUCCGGCAGACACAGAGAAAGGGAGAUGCCAUCGUGAACAACCGGUAUAUCUCGCCGUUUGCUCCCUUACGCCAACCACUCAUCACUCGGAAAAAGUGCAAUGUCAUCGCCAUCAAGCGGAACGAUGCCCUUCUCCGCCGUAAAAUCCUAAAUGGCCCCUUACCUCCUCUAUCUUCUUCGACAUCCUGCUCCAACCAAGCCACUACCUCAUCCACUCCCCGCUCUUCGCCUAGUCCAGCAAUCGAUGAUCUUCCACAGUAUCCUGACCGACCAACGUCGAUGUGCGGUGGCUGUCUAGCAGGACGACACCGUGCUCUCCACAGUCAUCCCUACUAUCGUGGUGACAACAGCGCCCAAUUUGGAAAUCCCCCGCUCCCAUACCCACUUAGCCCCCGAGAACUAUCCCGUCUUGAGAUUGACGUUGACGGGUUUCCAACUUCCCUUAGGGCUGGUCCUCAGUGCAGGCACUGCUCGACCCGUCGGUCUGGGCUCAUCUCUCCCCCAGUGUUGGUUGGUCCUCGGGCGUUGAAUCGUGUCUCCUCCUCCUUCUCAGAUACCGCACCUGGCUCGCCUUUGGCUGGUCCUGUAGGCGACAACAGCCUCUAUGCUACCUCUGCAGGGGACUUGACCUUGGUUAUCGACACUGAUCGCAUCUACGAGAGUGUGGGUUCAUCUGGCUUGGAGAUGUGUCUAAUUGCUGGAUCGGCUGCACAAAAACGCAGGUACCGUUGA
This is a messenger RNA of Penicillium mononematosum, 1506 nucleotides long. RefSeq lists its product as uncharacterized. The transcript is spliced from 2 exons. NCBI's taxonomy places the organism in Eukaryota, Fungi, Ascomycota, Eurotiomycetes, Eurotiales, Aspergillaceae. Bases 1 to 1506 code for a protein of 501 amino acids. The record is from RefSeq and is a predicted model, not a curated record.